Messenger RNA from Laetiporus sulphureus 93-53, 1110 nucleotides. RefSeq lists its product as uncharacterized. Gene Ontology annotation, molecular function: mRNA binding; translation initiation factor activity; translation initiation factor binding. Gene Ontology annotation, cellular component: eukaryotic translation initiation factor 2 complex. The transcript is spliced from 4 exons. Gene Ontology annotation, biological process: formation of cytoplasmic translation initiation complex; translational initiation; formation of translation preinitiation complex. The record is from RefSeq and is a predicted model, not a curated record. Lineage: Eukaryota; Fungi; Basidiomycota; Agaricomycetes; Polyporales; Laetiporaceae. The coding region runs from base 1 to 1110 and encodes 369 amino acids.
AUGGCAUCAGAAGAGCCCUUGUUCGACCCUUCGUUGAAAAAGCGGAAGAAGAAGCAGGUCGCUUUCUCGGAAGACCCCCUCGGUGCUGAUGCCGACCCGACGACCCCUGCACCUGCGACGAUUGAGAACCACACUGCGAACGGAGAUGCGGUGGAUAUGGGCCCCGCUACAGUGCAUGAACAGAUGAAGAAGAGCAUGUCUGAGGGAAGCCCGGAAGACGGCGGUGAAGAGAAGGAUGAUGAGGACUUCAAGGCAAUGUUUGGCGAUCUCAAAAAGAAGAAAAAGAAGAAGGAAAUCCCGCUUGACUUGCCCGAGGACCACUCUGGUACUUCUACGCCGACCGCGGCACCAGCUGCGUCGGAGGACUUGGACUUCUCUGAUCUGAAGAAGAAGAAGAAAUUAUCCAAGAAGAAGACUACUCUGGCUAUGGAGGCGUUUGAGAAGGAGCUGGGGGAGGCAAAAGCGAAGAACGCCGAUGAGGAGGAGGGUGGAGAGGGUGCCGUGGCUGAGUAUGACGAGACCGAGUUGGGCGAAGACCCGUUCGCUCGAGAGGGCGGAGCCGCUGCCGUAACGGAGUCUGGCACUGAGCCCUGGUUGAACAGCGACCGUGAUUACACAUAUCUGGAGCUUCUACACCGAUUCUACGCUCAAUUACACGCAUCGAAUCCCGCCUUGCUCAACUCUACCGGCAAGCGAUACACGAUUGCGCCUCCCGAUGUCAUGCGUGAAGGCAACAAGAAGACCAUCUUCGUCAACAUCUCGGAUAUCUGCAAGCGAAUGCACAGGCAGCCGGAGCAUGUCAUUCAAUUUAUGUUCGCAGAAAUGGGUACAACCGGCUCUGUCGAUGGGGCGGGCCGACUGGUCAUCAGAGGCAGGUUCGUGCAAAAGCAGAUCGAGCAUGUGCUCCGUCGCUACAUUAUUGCUCAGGGUACUAUAUCAGAGGAGUAUGUCACAUGUCAGACAUGCAAAUCACCAGAUACGCUGCUCACGAAGGAGAAUCGCAUUUACUUCAUGUCAUGCGAGUCCUGCGGCUCGCGGCGGUCCGUCAACGCUAUCAAGACAGGUUUCCAGGCGCAGGUUGGGAGGAGAAGCAAAAACAAGACAGGUUGA